Messenger RNA from Gracilinanus agilis (Agile Gracile Mouse Opossum), 1062 nucleotides. Its product is annotated as histone H1.4-like. Gene Ontology annotation, biological process: nucleosome assembly. The transcript has a single exon. The coding region runs from base 49 to 708 and encodes 219 amino acids. Gene Ontology annotation, cellular component: nucleosome. Gene Ontology annotation, molecular function: DNA binding; structural constituent of chromatin. The record is from RefSeq and is a predicted model, not a curated record. NCBI's taxonomy places the organism in Eukaryota, Metazoa, Chordata, Mammalia, Didelphimorphia, Didelphidae.
UCCUCUAGUGACUUCUCGCUGUCGCUGCCCUCCCGUCGCUUCGCUGCCAUGUCCGAGACGGCCCCCGCCGCUCCAGCCGCCCCGGCCCCCGCGGAGAAGACCCCGGCCAAGAAAAAGGGCAAGAAGCCUUCGGCCGCCGGGGGAGCGCGGCGCAAGGCCGCGGGUCCGCCGGUGUCGGAGCUGAUCACGAAAGCCGUGAGCGCCUCCAAGGAGCGCAAUGGCGUGUCCCUGGCCGCCCUGAAGAAGGCGCUGGCGGCCGCCGGCUACGACGUGGACAAGAACAACAGCCGCAUCAAGCUCGGGCUCAAGAGCCUGGUGAGCAAGGGCACCCUGGUGCAGACCAAGGGCACCGGCGCCUCGGGUUCCUUCAAGUUGAACAAGAAGGCCCCGGCGGCCGACACGAAGGCUAAGGCCAAGAAGCCGGCUGCCAGCAAGGCCAAGAAGGCUGCCGGCGCGGCCAAGAAGCCCAAGAAGGCGACGGGGUCGGCAGGCGCCAAGAAGAGCGCCAAGAAGAGCCCCAAGAAAGCCAAGAAGCCGGCGGCCGCCAAGAAAGCGGCCAAGAGCCCGAAGAAGGCCAAGGCGGCCAAGCCCAAGAAGGUGGCCAAGAGCCCCGCCAAGCCCAAGGCCACCAAGGCCAAGAAGGUAGCCAAGCCCAAAGCAGCUAAGCCCAAAGCCGCCAAGAGCAAGAAGGCGGCAGCCAAGAAGUAGAGCUAGCACUCGAAACUUGACACACCCAAAGGCUCUUUUCAGAGCCACCCACUCACCUCAGGAAAAGAGCUGAGCCCACAAACAAAAGUCCAACCAUCUUGCAAGCACACUUGGGUUGCGGUCCUCGCCCUUUUAAUAACUUGAUGUCCUUGACCAGCCCCUACCUCCCCCGCCCCCAUUGAGAUAAGCACGCACCCAUUGUUUUUUUAUCCCUGACCCUCUCUGCUCCCCACGUCCGCGAAAUUAAAAGGGGAGGCGCGUCGAUUUAUUUAGAUUUAGGUGUCUCCCCUGUGUCUUUCCGCCCACCACACCCACACAAUUGCGCAGACUUGGGAGAGAAUUUUGGGGCAAGUG